GAGGAUCCGCAAGUACAACUAUCUUCUUACAAGUGGCCCCAUUAAAAGGGCACAAAGCAGAACUGUAACAGAGCUCGAUCGAUUGACCAUGAGGCCGAAGGUGGCCUUGUUUGGUGAUUCCAUCACUGAAGAUUCCUUCACAAAUGGAGGUUGGGGAGCAGCCCUCGCAAACCAUUUCUCUCGCACGGCGGAUGUGGUGUUGCGAGGCUACAGCGGUUACAACACGAGGUGGGCGUUGAAGGUGGCGGCGCGAGCGUUUGACGGCGUGUGCUCCGAUGGAGAGCGGCCACUUGCGUUGACGGUGUUCUUCGGCGCCAACGAUGCUUCAAUCCCCGAUCGGAGCUCCGGAUUCCAGCACGUGCCUCUGGAUGAGUAUCAAAGUAAUCUCAGAUCUAUUAUUUCCUUCUUCAAGGAGCGCUGGCCGACCACUGUUAUUGUGCUUAUCACUCCUCCACCAAUUGAUGAGGAUGGACGUCUGAGGAAUCCUUUCGGGGAAAACCCAUCUGGUUUGCCUGAGAGGACUAAUGAAAGUGCUGGUGCUUAUGCGAAGGCAUGCAUAGCUGUUGCUACAGAGUCUAACAUUCCAGUGAUCGACAUGUGGUCCAAAAUGCAGCAAUUUCCUUCUUGGGAGAAGUCUUUCUUAAGCGAUGGGCUGCACUUCACAGCUUCCGGCAAUAAGAUACUAUUUGAGGAGGUGGUGGAGAAGCUUAAAGAAAGUGGUUUUAGUCCAGAUGCUCUGCCUGUUGAUCUACCACUCCUUAGUGAAAUUGACCCAAAGGACCCUUUAAAAGCAUUUGAAAAUUGAUCUGAUAUAGGAGCUCGUCAUGAGAUGAUGUGGUCAAGCUUUCCCAUUCACAUGGCAUAGG
This is a messenger RNA of Phalaenopsis equestris, 866 nucleotides long. Its product is annotated as GDSL esterase/lipase At5g45920. The transcript is spliced from 5 exons. Bases 89 to 805 code for a protein of 238 amino acids. The record is from RefSeq and is a predicted model, not a curated record. Lineage: Eukaryota; Viridiplantae; Streptophyta; Magnoliopsida; Asparagales; Orchidaceae. Gene Ontology annotation, molecular function: hydrolase activity, acting on ester bonds.